AUGGAGCAGAGAAUCUCUGAAGCCUUGAGGCAUCGCUACAAGUCGCUACCAGUAUCUUUCAGAAAGAUGGAUGCUGACGGCGACGGAUACAUCUCAAAGAGUGAAUUGAAACAGGUGAUUGAAGAGAAGCUGGAUAUCAAGAUUCCAAACAGGAUGUUUGAGGAGGUUUUCAGACGCAUGGAUACCAAGGGUGAUGGGAGUAUCGACUAUCAAGAGUUUCUCGAGCAUUUCCAUUCGGCAGCAGAGAUCAAAGUUGAUCUGUUGCUGAACAUAUAUGGGUCCACGGCUGAAGCCUUCAGAGAGCUGAAUGUCGGUGGAAACGGGAGAGUCACUCGAGAUGAGCUGUUCGAAGGUCUUCGGAGAGUUGGAGCGAGGAUGAGUCUGAGGCGGAUAGAUCAAAUCAUAUCUGAGAUUACCAACGAUCAAGGCAAAUUCAUGAAUUACAAGCAUUUUCUCAAGGCGAUG
Guillardia theta CCMP2712 is the source of this 465-nucleotide messenger RNA. RefSeq lists its product as hypothetical. The annotation marks the transcript as partial. The record is from RefSeq and is a predicted model, not a curated record. Gene Ontology annotation, molecular function: calcium ion binding. The transcript is spliced from 2 exons. NCBI's taxonomy places the organism in Eukaryota, Cryptophyceae, Pyrenomonadales, Geminigeraceae.